Sander lucioperca (pikeperch) is the source of this 2541-nucleotide messenger RNA. RefSeq names its product extracellular serine/threonine protein kinase FAM20C-like. Gene Ontology annotation, biological process: protein phosphorylation. Gene Ontology annotation, cellular component: Golgi apparatus. Bases 257 to 1912 code for a protein of 551 amino acids. Gene Ontology annotation, molecular function: phosphotransferase activity, alcohol group as acceptor. Lineage: Eukaryota; Metazoa; Chordata; Actinopteri; Perciformes; Percidae. The record is from RefSeq and is a predicted model, not a curated record. The transcript is spliced from 11 exons.
AAAAAAACUUUCACAUGGAGAGUAAACACAUUGAUCCGUGUCCAGAUCACUUUAACCUGGCAUCCCUCCCUUCCUGACUGAGCCUGGUAGCAGAAGUAGAGAAACAUACAAACAACUGGGUAAAGGCUGACUGGAUACUGGAUAGAGUCCUGUCUUAUUCCACUGGGAAACAACAACAGCAGCUGCAGCAGCAACGGGGUAACAGAAAGCAUCUUAAAAGAAAAUAAGCUGUAAUGUUCACCCUGUUCUCAGGAGGAUGAUGUUGCAUAUGCGCUGUCGCUCCAGGACAAUCUGUCUGUCCUUGGCCUUCAUCACCAUUUCCCUCCACCUCCUCCUGGCGCUUGUCUCUCUUCCUAUUUACCACCAGUCCUGUGACCCCCCACUGCCACCCAGGACACACAUCCUGAGAGACCUGGCACACACCAACUACACCUCUGUGGGGAUCAGCGGUUUAGCUGAGCCACCAACUGAUACCACACAAAGAGAUUCUUCCAAUAAAGAUGCCAAUAAGGAUGCUAAAGGUCACGUGCAAACACUUUCUGGCGUGGGCAUAUCAGUGAAAGAAAGCAAAUAUGCCUCAGUGGACAUGCCAGUCAAUGUGGGUCGCUAUGGCACCAACCGAGCUGAAUCUGUGGAGUCGGGGCUGACAAAGCUGGAGGCGCUGUUUGACCAUCCUCUUUACAAUAUGCCAGCCCCUCCUAUCCCUGAGGAGGACUGGCUGUUGAAAGUGCAACCAAAGGCCAAGGCCAGUGAGAAGAGCUCCCAGAUGUGGGUGAGUGCGAGCCAGGCAGACUACGUGGACGGCCAGUGGAACAGCAGCAGUAACAGCCAUCCUCCUUGGCUGCGUUUCCACCUGGGCAUCUCCCGCUGGCAGCUGUACCCCCAUCGUGACCCCAACAUGGAUGCGCUGACCCAGCAGCUCGCCACGCACCGCAUUGUCAGCGCAGUGCAGAAGUCUGGGGGGACGCAACUGAAGCUGGUGAUGUCAUUUCCUAACUAUGGACAAGCCAUGUUCAAACCCAUGAAGCAGGAGAGAGAUGAAGAAACCAAUUCCGACCUCUAUUACUUCUCAGACUUUGAGAGACACAAUGCAGAAAUCGCAGCUUUUCACCUUGACAGGGUUUUGGGUUACAGGAGAAUCCCACCAGUGGUAGGGAGGCUGGUGGAUGUGGUCAAGGAGAUCAAAGAUGUCACCACGGACCGCAAGCUGGCCCGAACCUUUUUUACGUCCCCCGUGGGAAAUGUGUGUUUCUACGGCCAGUGCUCCUACUACUGUUCAACAGAGCACGCUGUGUGUGGCCGCCCCAGAGAUCUCGAGGCCUCCUUGGCUGUCAUGCUGCCUGAUCUCUCCCUGGCGGUCCGCAGGAGCUGGAGAUCCCCCUGGAGACGCUCCUACAGCCGCAGCAAGCUAGCAAAGUGGGAGUCAGAACCAGACUACUGUUCGACGGUGACAAAGACCCCGCCAUUCAACAAAGGCACAAGACUGGUGGACUUUAUAGAUUUGGUCAUACUGGACUUCUUGAUGAGUAACAUGGACAGGCACCAUUAUGAAACUUUUGAGAAGUUUGGCAACAAUACUUUCCUAGUACACCUUGACAACGGGAGGGCAUUUGGGCGUCACUCCAAGGAUGAGCCCUCUAUCCUAGCUCCUCUAGAACAGUGUUGCAGAAUCCGCCGCACCACCUGGCUACGCCUGCGUCUACUGUCCCUGCCACAGUAUCGUCUCAGUGAUGUCAUGAGGGCCUCGCUCUCCCAUGAUCCUCUUCACAGUGUGGCUCCACUGCUGUCGGAGCCUCACCUCGCUGCUCUCGAUCGGCGCUUGAAAACUGUGCUGGAGACCGUAAGUCGUUGCCAAAAGAGACAGAGUGAAGAUGGUGGUGAUGAUGGGGUCCUCUAUGAUGACAUUGCCUAAUUGAAAGACAUGGUCACACCUGCUGGGUAGGACAGUCUGUCUGUACCUCCCAUAUGUUAUGAUAUAUAUGUACAUGAUUACAUUUCACACUAGCACAUGCAAAAUGGUGUUAGCUGUUACAUUGAUGUAGUUAAAGUCACAAGGACAUAUUCCAAGUUAAAGUAGAACAGGUUGUUUACGUGACAAUUCUUUCGAGCCGCUAAUGUAAUGGUGCCCUAGGAUUUUUUUUUUUUAAUUUCAGCAUCAAAAAUUCAUGAUGUUUUGAAAGUUGUAAGAGUUGAAAGAGUUUAUAACGUUUAGACAUAUGAUGGUAUGCAAUAACGGAAUGGAUAGUUGGUCAAAUAUUUAAUGCAAUUUUAAAACUAUUGAACACUUGUACCGUAUCCUAGGAAGUAUUAUCAAGUAUUGGAAAUUCAUCAGUUACAUUUUGUCAAUUCUUUUGUCAUUUACUUGAAAAAUUGGUGUAUUCAAAUGUGAUGACAACAAAAUUGGUCUGUUACAGGUUAAAAUGUGUGCGUAGUAAAGGAGGCGACUGCAUGUUUGAAAUUCAGGUUAAUUUGACUGGUGACGAACAAUUUGACUUUACAUUCUCUUAGUCUCUUUUUGCAUUCUGUCAAAAUAAUAUUAGU